AUGGCGACUCUAGGACAAAACAAUAAUAACAUACCGCAAAGCGAUCAGGUGGAUCCAGCGCAAGCCCAAGGAGCUCAGAUCCCACUCCAAACCUUUUCGCUACCUCAGUUUCCAGCUCAAGCCGGUGGACUCAGAGCCUUGACCUUGACCUCCGACAUCAAACUCGACGACUACCAAACCCUCCUCACCGAACCCUUCUCUAUUCCUCGACUACCUCCAGGUAUCGAGUCCUUGACUCUCGAGCUGUUCACUCUGGGAUACCCAGUAGGCUGGCUGAGCCAACUUGCCGAUCGCUUGCCCAAUCUCAAGAGUCUGGUAAUUUACAGCCAGCUUUUCGGCGGCGUGACACCAGAGUCUCAAGCCGACGGCAUCGAAUUUUUCAGGAAGCUGCCUGGGCUACGAGCCCUGCAUCUCCUCGAUGUAUUCGCCCAACCAAAGUUCUUCGAAGGCAUUGGACCCUACGUAACCUACUCAUCCGACGACGAGACCGCCCGUCGCGGCUUGAUGUUCCUGGAGAUCAACUACACAGUCCAGCAUUCAGACCCAGAGUUUCUCGGAAAAAUCCAAGCGACAGAGUUGAACGCGUUAGUUGGGCCUGGUUUGGUGACUUUGGCGUUCAAUGUCAGUCACGCUGACCUUACCGACGACCCUGAGGAUCCGACCAACAAUGGCGACAAGGAUGCCGAAGAAGCGGCAAAAGAUGGUGUGGUGGCUUUGAACAAGACACUAGGCUCUACACUCGUCAAAGCCUUGACAAAUGAAGCCACACGACCCAGAGGCCUGCGAGUGCUGAACUCGACACUAUUCACUCUCACCACGGACCAAAUGCGCACCAUUCUGGAGAAGCAGAAGAAUGUGAUGGUCUUGAACGUGACUCUUGAAGUCGACAACCACGAGACCUUCAAGAAGGACUUGCUCUCCAUCCUACCACCACUCGAGUACCUCGAGCAAGUCGAAGUAGUCGCAAACCCAAGCUUACAAUUCUUCCUCGCUAUCCAAAACCCCAAGCACAAAGCUUUCGAAAACACAUUCCCCUCUUCCUCCGAAAUCGCAACGCUGGGCCAGAAGUGCAAACGCCUCACAAGGUUCAAAGCCGAUAUCCUACGCUCGAGUGCCAUGCAAACCAUCGAGUGGGAAAAGAAGGAUGAGAAGUGGUCUGGUGGAGUCAACGCCGCAAAGACAGAGUUGAAGAUCUCGGAAGCCGAGUAG
Aureobasidium namibiae CBS 147.97 is the source of this 1209-nucleotide messenger RNA. RefSeq lists its product as uncharacterized. The transcript has 2 exons. Bases 1 to 1209 code for a protein of 402 amino acids. NCBI's taxonomy places the organism in Eukaryota, Fungi, Ascomycota, Dothideomycetes, Dothideales, Saccotheciaceae. The record is from RefSeq and is a predicted model, not a curated record.